UGUGCUUUGUGAGUGUGUGUGUGUGAGUGUGUUUGGGGGAGUGACUGUGAAGCAGCACACACUGGUCUUUGCAUCCUGUUGUGAAAGUGCAACGGCGCGUGUGUUGUUGUGUGUGCGUGUUGUGUGUCUGCGAGGUUUGUUUGCAGUCCGAGCGGGUUCAAGUAUGAAGAGAGGAAAGAAAGCAGAGGAGGCGGCUGCAGACGGGGAAAAUGACUCGGGCUCUGCUUCUGCAAAGAAAGCAAAGAAGUCCAAGGAACCAGAGGCCCCAAUACUGUACGAGGAUCCUCCUGACAAAAUGACCAGCAAAGAUGGCCGCAACGCCAACAUGAAGAUCACCUCCUGGAACGUGGACGGGCUGAGGGCCUGGGUGAAAAAGAAGGGCCUGGAUUGGGUGCGUGAGGAGGCUCCAGAUGUUUUGUGCCUGCAGGAGACAAAGUGUUCAGAGAAAGCCCUCCCCGCUGACAUCACCUCAAUGCCCGAGUACCCUCACAAGUACUGGGCUGUGUCAGAUGAAAAGGAGGGUUACAGUGGCGUGGCCAUGCUCUGCAAGACGGAACCCAUCAAAGUCACCUAUGGCAUUGGCAAAGAAGAGCACGACAAGGAGGGUCGCGUCAUCACUGCCGAGUUCCCCAAUUUCUACCUGGUGACCGCCUAUGUGCCAAACUCCGGCAGAGGCCUUGUGCGCCUAGAUUACCGCAAAACCUGGGACGUGGACUUCCAGGCGUAUCUGAGCGAGCUGGAUAUGCAGAAGCCACUGGUGCUGUGCGGCGACCUUAAUGUCGCACACCAGGAGAUCGACCUGAAGAACCCCAAGGGGAACAAGAAAAACGCAGGCUUCACCCCCGAGGAGCGUGAGGGCUUCAGCAAGCUGCUGGAGGCCGGUUUCGUCGACAGCUUCCGCGAACUCUACCCCGAGCAGACCAACGCCUACUCCUUCUGGACCUACAUGAUGAACGCCCGCGGAAAGAACGUGGGCUGGAGGCUUGAUUACUUUGUGCUGUCGUCCAGUCUGCUGCCAGGCCUGUGCGACAGCAAGAUCCGCAACAAGGCGUUGGGAAGCGACCACUGCCCCAUAACUCUGCACAUAGCUGUGUAGGUCAGUCUGGUCAGCAGGGCUACUGCUUUGCCUAGCCUUCACUGUUACUUCAGUACUUCCGUUCCAACUUGGCUGAAACUAUCCUGUAUGCCAGUAUGUGCUCUGUAAGGAGUCAGGCAUUGCCUACUUGGGCAGGAAGUCUUACAUUUGUUGACCUUACUCAUGGGAGAACUGCUGCCCUAACUCACUCUUUUCAGUAGGUACAGCAGUAGCUUAGUUGUCUAUCUUUUUCAGUUUUCACAUGAAACUUUCAUAAAAUGAUUCCACAAUAACCAUUUGUCCUCUUCAUGUAAUUGAAAAUGCUGUAAAAACGCAACACUAAAUACUCAAAUAUGUCUAAGCUGAUUUUCAACAAUGACCCGUGGCUCCUGACUGUACUACUGUGUAUCUGAGACACAAGCCUCCAUGUCACAGAAUCUGCAGUAAUGUCUUUUGUCUUACUGUUUGAAAUUGAACCACUGCUGUCAAAAGAAAAUGUAACCUGUUCUAGCACAAAAAUGUUUUAAGCCUCUUUUCCAACCCAGUGUAAAAAUUUUCUGUUAUAAAACAUGCCCACAAUAAAGACUGAAUUUAUGUAAAA
Messenger RNA from Morone saxatilis (striped sea-bass), 1676 nucleotides. RefSeq names its product APEX nuclease (multifunctional DNA repair enzyme) 1 (gene apex1). The record is from RefSeq and is a predicted model, not a curated record. Gene Ontology annotation, molecular function: phosphoric diester hydrolase activity; DNA binding; double-stranded DNA 3'-5' DNA exonuclease activity. Lineage: Eukaryota; Metazoa; Chordata; Actinopteri; Moronidae. Bases 164 to 1096 code for a protein of 310 amino acids. Gene Ontology annotation, biological process: base-excision repair. The transcript has 5 exons. Gene Ontology annotation, cellular component: nucleus.